This is a messenger RNA of Catharus ustulatus (Swainson's thrush), 10143 nucleotides long. RefSeq names its product protein prenyltransferase alpha subunit repeat containing 1 (gene PTAR1). The transcript is spliced from 7 exons. Gene Ontology annotation, cellular component: cytoplasm. Gene Ontology annotation, biological process: protein prenylation. The coding region runs from base 13 to 1320 and encodes 435 amino acids. Gene Ontology annotation, molecular function: protein prenyltransferase activity. The record is from RefSeq and is a predicted model, not a curated record. NCBI's taxonomy places the organism in Eukaryota, Metazoa, Chordata, Aves, Passeriformes, Turdidae.
GCCUGCGGGAACAUGGCCGAGUCGCCGGAGGAGGUGGCGGUGCUGGUGCAGCGGGUCGUGAAGGACAUCCGCAACGCCUUCCAGCGGAACCCACACAUAGAUGAAAUUGGAUUAAUACCCUGUCCUGAAGCCAGAUAUAACCGGAGCCCUAUUGUGCUGAUAGAAAACAAGCUUGGUGUGGAGAGCUGGUGUGUGAAGUUUCUUUUGCCAUAUGUCCACAAUAAACUUCUCCUCUACAGACAGAGAAAACAGUGGCUGAACAAGGAUGAGCUGAUAGAUAUCACGUGUACCCUGCUACUACUGAACCCCGACUUUACCACUGCAUGGAAUGUGAGGAAAGAAUUAAUACUGUCUGGCACUUUAAAUCCACUUAAAGAUUUGCAUCUUGGAAAACUGGCGUUAACCAAGUUUCCAAAGAGUCCAGAAACAUGGAUUCAUAGACGAUGGGUGCUGCAACAACUAAUUCAGGAAAACUCCUUGCCCAGUCUUGCAACUAAAGGAAACUUGGGAGCAGCACCCGUGGAGAGGAUUCACCGACUAGUGCAGGAGGAAAUGAAUGUCUGCUCUGAAGCUGCUGGGAGAUAUCCAAGCAACUACAAUGCCUGGUCCCAUCGCAUCUGGGUUUUACAGCAUUUGGCAAAGCUCACUGUCAAGGUUCUCCUCGAUGAACUUUCAUCCACUAAAUAUUGGGUAUCCAUGCAUGUCUCAGACCACAGUGGAUUUCAUUACCGCCAGUUCUUGCUCAAUUCCUUGAUACACAGAACAGUGACUGACAAUAACAUACUGGUACAAAAUCAAAUGGUAAAUGAACAAAACCCUAACCUUCAGAAGGAAGAAGAGAGUGCAGGGACAGAAGCUGUCUGUGCAGAGGAGCAAAGCGUGGAUCUCCCCCGCCGUUUAGAUGAAGAGAUGGAACUCUGCAAUGAACUGAUUGAUAAUUACCCAGGGCAUGAAACCUUAUGGUGUCAUAGAAGGUGUGUAUUCUACCUUCAACAGCACUUAAGCAACAAACUUCCUCUCAUGAGUGCAGUGGUAUCAUCUGUGGACAGCAGUGAUGAAAGUCUGAAUAAUUCCCACCAUAGUCCUGCAAUAAGUCACAUGGCACAAGCUAUGGAUGUUGAUGGUUUGAAUGAAUCCAGCAGCAAACAAGGCUAUACCCAAGAAACAAAACGCCUGAAACGUGCUCCUGUGCAGGACUCUCUUGGUCCAGAAAUGGAAUACCGGUUUGUUGAUAAAGUAUUAUCAACUUGUAGGGAUGGAGACCAAGCCAGGUUUGCUACUGCUUAUAGAAAAUGGUUAGUUACUUUUUUAGGUCAGUGAAGGAGGUGUUUAAAGCUUUCAGGGUUCUUCUCUUAGUGCAAUAUUCUUUUUUCAGACACAAUGCAUGUCUUGGUUGCAAGUGUUAGCUAGCUCUGUGUUUCUCUCUCUUUUGAUGGUCAGUCCUAAAGCUAAAUUUCAGAGUAGAAGUCUAAAAGACUUUAUGAAAGAGCUGGCAUAUGUUUUUAUUGAGCAAAUGCAGUUUGUUACUUAUUCUUUCUGAGAAAUCAUUCUUAACAGCUUCCUAACAUGAUAUUUUCUUUUUUUUUUUUUUUUUUUACUUCUGCAUUAAGGUGGACUGAAUCAUAUGACUUAAAAAAAAAAUGAGGUAAAAGAAAAAAAAAGUUUGAAAUGCUUGUGAAACAAAGUGUCUGAAAAAAGAAUGGGAGAAUCUGUCAUUAUUAACUAAACUCGUUCCCAGUUUGUUCUUGUGUAGCAUCAUGCUAAUACCUUAUUGGAUGCAGACUUUAUUAGGUGAGUGCUAUUAUUUUUGUAUAGCAGUCUUUGGUAGAACAUCAGAAUACAGUGUUUCUUUCUGAAGGCUCCAGUAACAAUUUUGGAACUGUCAUGCCUUUUACUGUUUUAACUGGGUUUUUGUUUGCUUAUUACAGUAAUUUCACGACUAUAAGGUGCACCUUAAAGCCUAAAAUUUUGGUCUGAACCCGGAAGUGCGCCUUAUAAUCCAGUUCGCCUUAUAUAUGGACGAUGUUCGGAAAUUUGCCAACCUGAAAGUGCGAGCAGCGAGCUGAGCUACUCAGGGCCACGCAGCUUGGCCGGGGUGGGGCCGCACGGCUCGGCAGGGCUCGUGCAAUUCCAUUUCUUAUUGGUUACUUCGUUGUGCACAGAUGCUCGCUGCAAAAAAAAAGGUGCACCUUAUAAUCCGGUGCACCUUAUAGUUGUGAAAUUACUGUAAUUGUCAUGUUAACUUGAUAGGAAGGCCUAUAAGGUUGAAAUCUUGAUAAGCAGAUACAGGAAGAUGUGGCAGAAGAUAGUUCAAACACAUAUUCACCCACAGUCAGAGGUGUAUUUGGAAAUAGUUUUCUUAAAACAGACCACUUUACCUUAAUUUCUUACUUGGUGUUUAUUUAUUUAUUUUAUCUCAACAAUCCAGAAUUAAUCACACUUGAUACACAUUUCUGUAUGUCUUAUUUACACUACAGAGUCUCACCCUGCUAAAUCACACAUUGGUAACUUGUACUUAACCAAGACCCUACAAGUCCAAUAUUGGAUGGAGUAAAAAGUAGCUCUUACAGCUGAUCAUUGAGACUGUACAGUUAAAAAAAAAGUGUCAGAGGAAGAAACUAACUCUUCUUUUUGUUCUUUUGAACAGCUUCAGUCUUUGGUUUCUUUUUUUUUACCUUUUUUACUCUUCAGGAAGAGCUCUACCCCGACCAAUCUCUGUUUACAUAACUGUAAAUUUUAAGGGAAUUUGAAAUCAAAUAUGAAUGGUGUAUUUUGUCAUUUCCGUAGAACUUGUCUGUAAAAGGGAUUUUUUACACAAGUAGAACUGUGCUGGUCCACAGACCCAGGGAAACAUUCUACAACUGUAGAAGUCUAUACAAUAGCAACAUUGCCUCUUUUAAAAGCAGACCAUUCUCUGGGGGGAUUAGAUUUUCAAGUUAGUGUCCUUGCCAUAAUUACUUUAUUUAUCUCCUGCCCCAAAUGCCUCUUGACCAUAAGUUUCAAGAUGCUGUUUCUGUUUGGCAGAGAGAGAAACAUUGAGGGAGGAAAAGUCACAGGUAGCCUGUUCAAAAGGUGUCACUUUGAAUCAAAAAAGCCCUCGAAAUGUGAAGUUCCUGUACUUCUAAGUAGUUUGAUGAAUGGAGUUUACUCUUGCAUUUCAAAAUGAAAACAGACCACUUGCAAUCUUUGAGGGUAUGUUCAUGAUUCAUUUCAGGCACAAAGUGGCUAACAAUGACAUUUCUAAAUGUACACUGUUCUGUUUACAGUACAUAAAUAAGAUUGAUCUAGGCUUGAGCAUCUCCAUGUCAAAACUUUGUCUUGGGGGCAUCCACACCUGCCUCUUCAUAGCUAUGGAUAUAUUAUGUGGUCGUUAGCUUGGAGGUGCUAUGGGAUGCUGUCGUGGUUUGGUUUAUGGUUUUAGUUGCAGAAGAACAUAACUGUUGUCUGAAGGAGGUGUGGGAUUGGCUUGAGAGGAUAGUUUUGUCAUAGGAUGUUGCCUCAGUGAUCACUGACAUGGGUAGGUUCAAGUACAAACAGGAAUCUGAAUUUACAAACUUGAGCAAGAACUUUUACACAUCCCAGGGGACCUGAUGCUUAUUGAAUGUGGAUGAUACAUUAAAGUAUGUGUAAUAGCCUGGGUCAGUUUGCUUAACAGUAUCCCAUUAAAGUGUGAAGUCAAGGGGGCAAUAUAUUAAAGAUCGGGUUCUUGAUCCUAGGUUACUUACUACUAUAUUUUGUGUUCUGUUUACCCUGGCAAAAAUUAUUAGUGAUAGGAGCAAUCUCGGAAGUGGGAGCAUGAUAAGAAACAUUUCUUGAACUGUGUAAGGGAGGAGAUUCUCUCUUCUUGCACUGAGGCUUUCAGAAGAAAAUGCUAAUAUUAGAAUCUGACUUGAAACUCAUUAUAUAGUUCUUCCAGACUAUGAUGUGGAGUCUUAGCAUUCUUAGACCUGUACUGUACUUUUGCAAAAACUGAUGGCUAUAGUAUAACUUGUAAGUGUGGGUUUUUAAAUUCUGCACCUGAUGGAAAUAUUCCCCUGCAUUCUAUUUUUUAAAAUCCAGUUAGAAUAGUUACAUUCAGAAAUGUUAGCAGGCCUGAAAACUAAACAGUGAAAUUGAAACAAGUCAUACCUUUUCGUUUGAAGGAAAUGCAAUCAGUAAGUUGUUAAAUUUGAACUUUAAUUUUUUAAUGAUAACAAUAUAUAUAUUAUAUGAAAAAGGAAAAUAAUACCUAAAUUGCCUCAAACUGUCAGUGUCCUGAAGCCUCAUACAUUGAAUGGUUGAAGAGGCGCUUCUAACAUACUACAUUAAACUCAAAGCUGAUGGGAAGUUGUGGAACUAUGACCUUUGCAGCAUACCUGUCUAACCACUUGGUGUUACUGCGGAAUCCUGUUUGGGCACUGCUUUAAAUGAAAGAAAGUGGCUUUAGGCCAUUGGUAGUUAACAUACUGAGCACGGCUACUUUUCAUAAGGCAUUUCAGCUGUUUUGUGUUUCAGAGAUCAGAGACUAAAAAUUUAAUCGGUGAACGUUCCUGCAGAGAAAAUGUCCAGCAGAAGCUGCAGAAUACAAUGCUCUCACUCUCUGAAGUUUAUACAAAUAUAAAAUCUAACUUUGCACGUCCUUAAACAUAUUUGUGUAAAGUUCAGCAUCUUUCCUAAUUUUGUCUUCUGCUGUAGUAUGUGUCAUUUGAAUGGAUUCUUUUUGUUCACUGGAUUAGUCUUUGUAGAAAUUUGUUUGUACUAGAAACAAAGGGUUUCGAGGAACAAAUGUAAUUUGAAACUGCAAAAUUUGGAAUAGAAGGAAUCAUGUUUUUAAGCGGUAGAUUCUCAGCUGCUAAAUACAGUAACUGUUAUUUCACUGGCAUUUUGUUUGUCUUGUCUUGUGUGUUACAGUCACUGGAGAAACAUGCAGCAUUAAAGAUAGCUACAAUAACAAACUUGUAUGAAGUUAUUGGAACACAUUGUUAUAGCUGCUCUGAUUAUUAUUCUUAAUGUACUCAUGUCUGCAUAUUUGUGUUUUAUUGACCGCUUACAUAUUCUUUAUACAACAAAAUCCAUGUGUCAUUUAAAUAGGGGAUAAAGUAACUUGUCAGUUUAUACUAUUUGAUUAAUUACUUUGUAUGUCAUUUGCUUUAAGACAAAUAAGCGAAUUGAUAAUUUAGUGAGAAAGUUUAGAUUUUUGUCUUAUAAUCAAAAUUUAUGACAUUUCCAGUUUUGUUUUAGUGCUGCUUAAUUAGAAUGUGUAGCUAGACUUUAUGGAUGGGAGUGAUUUUUUUUUCCUAAGUAGAUAGUUAAUGAAUUUUUAAAACAGUACUGUAUAAUAGUGAUGAACAGAAACAAAGUGUUUUGGAAAGAUUUGUCUGCAUAACCAGACUCAAAAAGCAUACUUUUCCAAAAUAUAUAAUACACUGAGCAAAAUGUGAGUACCAGAGAAUUAUUUAAGUUGUGAGUCUUUAGAGAUUGAAUGAUUAAAUUUUGGACAAGUUGUUGUUAGCUUAGUUUUGUUUUGCCUUCUGUAAGGGAAGAGUGCUUUUUGGGUUUUUUAUUUUUAAAUCUAGUAGGUGGUGAACAAUUGCACUUACAAUGUGGGGAGAAAAACCCAUUACUGCUGAAUUGUAUCUUGUAGAACAAUUUUGGAAAAAGCAGUGAACUGACAAUGAAACGUAGAUGUCACUUCUAAAUGCAUCUUUGCACUGGGUGGGUGAUGAGAGAUAUGUAUAAUUAGAUCUUACUGUUUUAUCAGUGUCAGAUGCAAAGAAAAGGGUGUAACUCACCAAUUCUCAAAUGCACUUAAUAUUUAAUUUAGUUUCUAAGGAAGUUCAGUGUCCCUGUCUAUACUUUUCCCUUUGUACACAGAGGUAUGUUUCUUCUCAGCCUCUUCUCUGUUCUUCCAACCAGCAAAGAAGAAUGUAGCAAAGCAUUGGUGAGGUGGCCUGAUUUUGUGUUUGAGUAACUCUGACUACCUCCCAAAUAGUUUUUUGACUGAUGCCCUUAAGUGGAGUUCAUCAGGCUCAGUUAUUUCAGAACCUCAUGCUAGACAUAUAUCCUCUUUCAGAUGUGAAAAGCAAGAGCUUUAUCAAUGAAUCCAUCAGGUUUUCCAGGGAGAGUUUGAAGGAAAAAGGAAAAAAAAAAUUCUUGUAGCUAAAGCUGGAAAAACUAGAAUUAGCAUGAAUUUUCAUUAGUCUUUUCCUCUGAAGAAGCAGCUCUGUUGCUGAAAAAUGGAGGAAAUAUGCUUCCAGGGAAUUCCAUAUGUUAUGCUUUUGAACUGCAGACCUGACUCUUCCUAGUGGCUUUUGCUUAGUGUGUAAUGUUACUUCUCAGGGCAUAGUCUAUUGUAGUGAAUUAGGGUGCAUUUUUACAGUUUAUAAUUAUUGAUUAAAAAGAACAAAAAAAGCUAAACAUGUAAUAACUGGCACUUUUUUUUUUGUCUAGUGUAGUAUUUUGUAAUCUACCCUCAUGCCAACACUGUACCCAAUAAUGAACAGUAGACCUCACCAUCUCAUCUGCUUCAUACUGUUACUCUGUAUCUUGAAUUGCUGUUGCAGUCUUGCAGGAAGCUCCUGACAGUUGUUGGAUUUAUUCUCUGAGUUUCCUAGCAGUAUUCAAUAGAGUAGUUAGUAUGUCAAAGUAUGUUGUAAUCAUGGGCAAGCUUUUUACAGCAUCUGUGUUGAUGCACCAUAGGUCUUAGAUUCAGCAUUUUAAAACCUUUUGUUGGGAUUCUGAAUGCUCAGUCUUUUUUGAUGGCUGUGAAACUCUUACAUGCAACAGUUGUUCUGGAAAACAUGACUCUUAACUGAAGUCUGGUUUGUUAAACAUCUUUAUCUGCACCACCUGGACCCUGCUGGAACUUGUAUAGACAGAGGUGGGGAGAACCCACGGUGAGGUGCAUAUUUUCUUCACAGGAUAUUUUCUGCAUGGGAUAUAAUUAUGGCUUAACAAAGAGCUUUUCUUGGAUGAGGUACGCCUGUCUGUUCAUUGUGAAUAAAGUUAUGAAAUUGGUACAUCAUUAAUAUGGGAAGAUUUCCGGAAUGGUUGCAUGUAGUGAGUAGGUAAAAGGAAUGUGGUUUUUUAAACCUGUUGUUUAAAAAAAUCACAUAAAUUAUAUGCGGUACUAUAAUUUGUUUUUAGAAAGCAAAAUAUACUUAUGCCUACUAUAUUCAUUCCCUUUUGUACCAGUUUUUCUCUUUUGAAAUGGCUACAUUUAAAACUGGGUAGUCAUCCUAAAAAGUGUGCUUGGGAACACACUUUACUUAAUAUAAUCUCAUUACUUUCAUAUAAUCAAAUUUAUACAUGUCUUAAAUAUUUUUAAGUAGCAUUAAGAUCCAAGGUAGUGACAGCACUACAGUAUUCAAGUGAGCCAAUAAACUCUAAUUUUGUAACACCAUCAUGUUCAUCAAAGUACUAUUCUACGUAGGGAAAUACUUAUUUUAUCAAGAUAUGUGCAAAAAUAUUUAAUUCUCAUAGCUUUCUUAUUAGGGGGAUAUACAACUAGUUUUAAACAUAAUAUUUUUCAAUAUUUUUUCUAUGAAAAAUUCUCAGAUGCACAGUUGUGACCAUUGUAAAUUUUAUGUAGAUUUCCAAGAUAAAUUAGAUGAAUCAUAAAUUUUGUAGCAGAAAGACUAAAAUCAUGACAAGACAGUAAGACACUGGAAAGUAAUCUGCUAAAUGACCGGUGUUCUACAGGAUGGUGAAUGUAAAGCAUAAAGUUUGUUUUUAACUGGUCUUACUUUGUCAUAGGAUGAAUUCCUGUCAGAUGGGGAUUAUUUCCUUCUUUUUUUUUUUUUUCUGAAAUCAGUAGAGAAUUUAUCUGUGAAUAAAUUAUCUGUAUUUAUUCUCCCACAAUAGGUGUACAUGGAAUGGAUGCGUGAAUGGAUGUGUGAAUUGGAUGUAUGGUAGAACUGUAUUUAUGUCCUGUGAAAACUGCAAAAAUCACCCACAUUUGGCUUUCUGCUAACAGACUCCAUGGAUGACAUGUCCUGAGUCUGAGUCUAGCAGGGUCAGUGCCAGGUUGUCUGCUGAAAGCAGUGAGAUUUAUUGCUUCCCCUCUUUGUCUUAAUCUGCCUGAUUAUCAUGAUACUUGGGCAAAUGCCUGCACACACCAACCAAAUCAUUAGUGGCGGUGUUUAUUCCAAGUGCUUGUAGAGAGUAUUUGAGACUGUGAAAGAGUUUGUUGGGAAAAUUUGGGGGUGCUCGGUCAAUACCCAGGAGAUAUUUUUCAUGAGUCCUCCAGAAAGGAAAUGGAAAUCCAAAUGUUUUGGAUGACUGCUUUAGCAUCACAGGAGACUGAGAAAAGUAUAACUAGUGACUUAAUUGGUAUUUAAAUGCAAACAACAAUUAGUCUUUUUGGUACUUUGUUUUCAGUAUUUUUCUUGCGUUCUUUUUGUAAAAAUCACAUAAAAUAUUUUCAGAAUUACUCUUCAUUUUAUGUGUCUUUUGAUUUUAAAUUACUGGAUUUUAGAACUUUCCUUAAAGGAAGCAGUUUUACUGGAAAAUGCUAGCACCUUUCCUGUUUCCUCUUAGACAAUGUGAUUCAUUCCAAGUGUUCUAAAAUGAGCACCUGAAAUCACAGGAUGUUACUGAAAGUAUUGCUCAUCAUACUUGUUUUCUCUCUCUCUCUCUCUCUUUUUUUUUUUUUUUUCCUUACUAGCUGCUAGGUAAAAGAAUAUGUAAGGAAGCCCGUAGUUGAUAUGAGUAAUCUUGGCUUACUGAAUUUGACUGUUCAUAAGUUCAGAAAGGAGCAAGUAACAAACCCACCAGGGUCCUUGUAUGGAAGUAAUUGAUCUGGUUAUCUAUGAUAUGAAUGCUUUAUUUUUACAUCUAUUGAAAUGAGUUUCAAAAUUCUCACCAACUUCAUUGACUUCAGAUAAGGCUAUGCAGUGGAGAGAGUAUCAGCCUGUUAGCCAUGAUAUAUUUAGUAUGGUGAAUUGUAAGGGUCUUGUUCACCUUUCACAAAUAAUUGAAUCUAUGGCUUCAAUAAAAAAAACAAAAAACAGUGUAGUGUAUAGUCAUUAGCACUAAUGGAAGUGGAAAAGGAGCCAUUAAGGUUAUGGAAUGUUAGAGGUUUAAAAGGGCAGCUGGGGAAAAACUAAGGGUACUACAGAGUAUGAGUAGCUAAGAAAGCUUAAUUUUCCCGUAUUUUUUUCCCUGUAUUCUCUCCUCUCUCCCUUUUUCCCCCACUCCUGCCCCAGCUCAAAACUCCCCGUUAUCUCUCCUGCCUACACAACUUUUCGUCUUUUCUAGUGGCAGAAAUUUUCGUACAAUAUACCUGUAUGCAAACCAGGAUAACACUUCAGUUUCGGAAGUAUUGCAUAUCAAUAGCAAAUAGAUACCAAUGCUUGAGGUUUUUGCAAGGUAUUUAGGGAUUACUGGUGAGGUUACAAGUACUGUGUGAUAACUGAUGCAAUAUUGAACAAGAAUGUCUUAAUAAACAGCAGAUGGCCUGACUGCUGCUGUUCUCCAGACGCGCUGGUUUGCAUUUACGGUCAACUACAUUUUUCACCCUUCCAUCUCCACAAAUGCUUUUCACUAGCUAACAGCUAAUCUACUUUGUAAAAUGCAUCUACAUAACGUUGAUUUGAGAUGUUCUACAAUUAUUUGUUGUUAUCUAGUACAAGAAAACUUCCACCACGCCUUUAGUCCUUCUUCAGUGGAUCCUGGCUAAGUAUGGAUUUUAAUGGUUAUAAAUCUGAUUUUGGUGUGAAGGGAAUUUGAAAUUCGACCAUAUAAAACAUACGUUUUCCUGAUGUCUGGUUAGAAACAUAGAAGGGCAUCUUAACACUGUUUUCCAGUUGUGCACACUGAGUUUUACCUUGUUUAUCUCAAAUAUUUUGUAUUGCAUGUUAAUUAAAUUUUUGCAUAUCCUAGUAGUACAAAAUGACUUACAAAAUUAAAAAGAGCACCCUUUUCAGUUCUUACUAUUCUAUGCAGAUAUCUUCCAAAAUUUACAGGUACAAUUUUAGUGGUAGUGGUUGGUAAACAGAUUUUUUUCACUUAUUUAUCUGCAGACUUGUUUUAUAUGUAUUAGUGACAAAAAUGGACUAAGCACCCCUGUAAGUUAUUGUAUUUCUGUAGAAAAUGGAAAACGGUGUAAUAUUGUUUUUGUUAAAUGUUGGCAAUUUAUAAAUAAACUUUUCAUCUCCUAAAAAA